Lactuca virosa is the source of this 454-nucleotide messenger RNA. NCBI's taxonomy places the organism in Eukaryota, Viridiplantae, Streptophyta, Magnoliopsida, Asterales, Asteraceae. The record is from the annotation of a GenBank genome assembly.
AUGCUGGAGCUUGCUGCCAUGGAAUCAAGGGACAGGUCAAAAGCUGGUACAGUUUCACAAAAACCCACACAUAUACAUAUAUAUAAUAUGAGAUCUACAAGCCUCCUCUCUUUGCUGUUCCUCAUCCUCAUCUUAUCUCAUGUGAAUCUUGAUGCCAAACCGGACAAGGGAUCUAUGAACUCUGUCCAUUUGAUUAAUGAGGAGUCAUGUGGGAAGACGAUGAAGGGUCAUCAGCAAGGCAGUGAAAAUAAGUCAGACAAGGGCGGUUUUGAGGAUGAGGACUACAUCUAUACUCAAUCAGUCCCUUAGAUUGAUCAUAGGCAGCCAAUGCAAAUUACCUUCCUAUUAUCUAUCUCUUCGACUUAUUUUGAACCAUGAUCUUAUGAAUGAUUGUAACUAUAUGUUGUAGAUUCAUGAAUUUAAAAGUUCUAUGUAACAAAUCUUUUUUGAGCAC